AUGCCGGUCCUUGGUUCAAUCUUUGUGCCAGUUUCUAAUGCUCUUUCGAAAGGUCCCAUCGUCCGAAUAAACCCACAUGAGCUACACAUUCGAGACUCCGAAUUCUACGAACAGUUAUACGCACCUGCAGCAAAAAAGCGAGAUAAAUAUAAAACCUGGGUAAUUCUUUCAGGUACACCUGAUGCUUCCUUUUCCACUGUUUCGCACUCCCACCAUCGCGUGCGACGAAAUGCGCUCAAUCCUUUCUUCUCCAGGCAGGCAGUCCAGCGUAUGCAGCCGUUGAUCCUUGAAAAAGUUGAGCGUUUGGCCUCUCGCCUGUCUGAGGCAGCUCACUCCCAGCGUGUAGUUCGUCUAGAUGUUGCGUUUAUGGCUCUGACUAUGGAUAUCAUCUGCCACUAUGCCUUUGGCGAGAGCUACAACUACCUUGCACACGAUGACUUUCACGUGGAAUGGAAAAAUUCAGUUAUUUCUGCUUUGGAAAACGGCAUUUUUCUCCGCAAUUUUCCUUGGGCCUUGCCCUUGCUCAAGUCCAUUCCAUACUCCGUUCUCAAAGUACUUCAACCCAACGCUGCCUCCUUAGCUGAAUGGGCGAAUGUCGUUAAGCAAAAGGUAGACAACUUAUUGCAAGAAAAUGCAAAGGGGAAUAAGUCUAGUGGGACUAUCUUCCAAGCAAUGCUUGACAGUAAUCUGCCGCCGGAAGAAAAGUCCACUGCGCGCCUGAUAGACGAAGGCCAAUCAGUCGUAGGUGCUGGCAGCGAGACCACAGCCGGUACACUUAGUGUCAUCUUGUUUCAUUUGUUGCAAGACAAGGGACUUUUCUAUAAAUUGCGCCAAGAGCUUGCAUCGAGACCAUCAAAGGGGUCGUCUUUAUUACAAGAUCUCGAAAAACUUCCGUAUUUGACUGCCAUUAUCUACGAAGGCCUGCGGUUGAAUGUCGGCGUGAUGAGUCGUUCACCUCGCAUUGCCCACGAGAUCGUUCAAUAUCAUGACUGGCAAAUUCCUCCUGGUACCCCGGUAAGCGAGUCUGUUUACUUUGUACAUCAGGAUCCAAAAAUAUUUCCUGAACCAAAGAAAUUCCGCCCAGAAAGAUGGAUUGAAGCCCAACAGAAUGGCUUGAGAUUAGAUCGUUACAUGGUUUGUUUCUCCAAGGGUAGCAGAUCGUGUCUAGGCAUCAACCUCGCCUAUGCAGAGUUGUAUCUUACGCUGGCCAAAAUUAUUCCACGAUUUGAAAUGGAACUGUAUGAAACCACAAUUGAAGAUGUUGAACCGGCGCGUGAUUUCUUCGUGCCAGUUCCGAACCUAGAUUCAAAAGGCGUGCGUGCUAAAGUUAUAGCAGUUCUGUAG
Molecule: messenger RNA, 1344 nt
Organism: Talaromyces atroroseus
Lineage: Eukaryota; Fungi; Ascomycota; Eurotiomycetes; Eurotiales; Trichocomaceae
Exons: 4
Coding region: 1-1344 (447 amino acids)
Molecular function (GO): oxidoreductase activity, acting on paired donors, with incorporation or reduction of molecular oxygen; iron ion binding; heme binding
Source: RefSeq, a predicted model, not a curated record